Molecule: messenger RNA, 804 nt
Organism: Nezara viridula (southern green stink bug)
Lineage: Eukaryota; Metazoa; Arthropoda; Insecta; Hemiptera; Pentatomidae
Source: the annotation of a GenBank genome assembly
AUGAUGGGCGAUAACCGAAAGGCAAAAUGGUUCCUGGAAGCACAACCAGAGGAAAGGCGACCUAGAGUUAGGCCCAGGCUGUUGUAUUGUGACUACAUAGAGACUCAGGCGAGCCAGAGGCAGUACUAUGGUAUAAUUACUGUUUGCCUUGAAAGACCAAAUGGCUCUGGCCAAGAUGUUUAUAAAUGGAACAAAGUUACAACUUGUGUUCACAACCUCUUUGGUGGUCAACGAUGGGUUGAUCAAUAUGGUGAGUUGGUCAUCACUACUCCUGGUAUAACAUGCAAGUUAACCUUUGUCAAGGCAUCAUAUUGGUCAACUAAAAAACAUGAAGUCCUUGGAACUGUCGUGGAUGAAAAAGAAAAUAGAGUCGUUCACAGGCUUUUUGGGAAAUGGAGUGAAGCGUUGUAUUGCGGUGUUGCCCCUUCUGCUAAAUGCAUUUGGAGGCAAGGCACAAUGCCGCCAGAUUAUGAGUUGUAUUAUGGCUUCACCAGGUUUGCUAUGGAACUUAAUGAGCUGCAGCCAGAUACGGUCAACUAUCUUCCCAUUAGUGAUACAAGGUUCAGACCUGAUCAAAGGUUGCUUGAGGAAGGUAAGAUAGAGGAAGCAGAAAAAGUGAAGUUGCAGUUGGAACAAUCUCAACGGGAGAGAAGGAAGAGAAAUGAAGCAGAAGGAAAGGCUCAUAUUCCAAGGUGGUUCAGGCGAAUUGGUGCUGCUGAUGAUGAAUGGAUAUUCACUGAUGAAUAUUGGAAUGCUCGAAAAGUUCCUGGCUUUGUCAAUCUUCAAAUUGAACCUCUAUGGUGA